GGAGCCGCAAGAGCAAAAAUUAUAAUAAUAAACCAGUCAGAGGAGUCUGUCCCGGUGUCUCCUUCAGUGUCCCGGUCUGUCCCGGUCUCUGUCCCGGGUCCGGUCUCCUCUCCGCCGCCAUGCCGAGCCGUCAGAAGCGGCUGCUGCUGUCGGCCGGUGGUCUGUCCGGGCUCUGCUGCGCGCUGACGGCCGCCGUGUGCACAGGGCUGCCGCUGUGGGUCAGCGGGGCCGUGCUGUGCCGCACCGGGGCCGAGCUGGUCAAUGCCACCGGGGCAGAGCUGGACCAGUUCCUGGGAGACCUAAACUACGGCCUGUUCACCGGCCAGAGGGUGAAGCAGUGCGGGCUGGGGGGCCGGCCGUCCCGCUUCUCCGUCUUCUCUGACCUGCUGAGCGCCGUCCCGGUCGGCCUCCACGUCUCCGUCAUCUUCUUCUGUGGUGUGGUGGUGCUAUUCUCCUCUGUGGCCACCGGCUUCUUCUUCUUCAACGCCUUUGGACGCCCGUACGAGACACUGCACGGCCCCCUGGGACUCUACCUGUGGAGCUUCAUCUGCUGCGUCUGCAGCGCUCUGGUGAUGGUUCUGUUCGCGUCGGAGGUGAAACUUCAUCAUCUGUCCGACCGGAUCGCCAACUUCAACGAGGUGAGCUUUGUGUUCCAGACGCACACAGAGCACUACGACCGCUGCUUCUGGCUCUUCUUCCUCGUCUUCACACUCCACGCUCUCAACUUCCUGCUCAUCCGGCUGGCGGGAACACAGUUCCCCUUCCAGGAGACCAAGGAGGCGGAGCUGAGUGGGGGUGCCGCCGACCUCAUGUACUAGAGACUAGAGACUUCUUGUCUGAACAAGAGAAACGUCUCCACCUCGAUACGUUUAGUUAUAAAACAUUUCUAUCAUCAGAUCCUGACGGAUCAAACAGGAAACUAUUCUGAUCAGAACGUCUCGAUUUCACCUCAUCGCUUCAUGUUUAACGUGUUCAUUAGAAAACAUCACAACAGAGAAAACACACACACACACACACACACACACACACACACACACACACACAGACAGACAGAGAAAAACCUCCCAAAAAACUAAAGAGACUCAGUUUAAAGUCACGUUUAAGAUUUCUGACAGCAAGAGAUCAAUAAUCAGCCAAUUAUCAAUCAUCAGCCAAUAAUCAAUCAAUUAUCAGCCAAUAAUCAAUGAAUCAAUAAUCAAUCAAUAAAUUAUUAGGUUUUAAAAGUCCUUUGCAUGAUGAAACCUGAUCGAUCAGUGUAUUGAUCAAACAGUGUAUCAGUGUACUGAUCAGUCAGUGUAUCAGUGUAUUGUUCGCAGUAAACUGAGUCUCUUUGAGGACAUUUGUCUCUUAGAUUUAAAUGUUUUAUUUAACAGUUUGUGGAUGUUUAACUUGUUUCUUUCAUGUUAUUUUACAAUAAACAAUGAUAAAAAGGA
Molecule: messenger RNA, 1433 nt
Organism: Centropristis striata (black sea bass)
Lineage: Eukaryota; Metazoa; Chordata; Actinopteri; Perciformes; Serranidae
Gene: clrn1
Product: clarin 1
Exons: 3
Coding region: 120-818 (232 amino acids)
Biological process (GO): equilibrioception; sensory perception of sound
Source: RefSeq, a predicted model, not a curated record